Parathielavia appendiculata is the source of this 2157-nucleotide messenger RNA. RefSeq lists its product as uncharacterized. Gene Ontology annotation, biological process: regulation of DNA-templated transcription. The transcript is spliced from 4 exons. Lineage: Eukaryota; Fungi; Ascomycota; Sordariomycetes; Sordariales; Chaetomiaceae. Gene Ontology annotation, molecular function: transcription cis-regulatory region binding; DNA-binding transcription factor activity, RNA polymerase II-specific. The record is from RefSeq and is a predicted model, not a curated record. The annotation marks the transcript as partial. Gene Ontology annotation, cellular component: nucleus.
GACUCCGCGAGACGUCCUGUCCUUGUUCCGACCCGGCCGUUUUCCUCUAUCCAUGACAGUUGUGCGUAUGGCAUGAUAGCUGACAGGCUCACCCUUUACUUUUACUUUCGUCUCUUCUCUCCCCUCUGUGUUUCAUUGGCACCCGUCAUGCAAUUGACGCGGCGACGCGUAUAAUUGUCCAGGUGUCCCGCCUUUGCAACUUGUCUUGCUCUGUCCUCGACCAAGUGCGUCAGACAUACCUUGAUGAAUCCGCCGCCGUCCACCAUGGACUCCAAUGCCGUGCCUUCCUCGUCAUCGUCCUCAUCCUCUCCGCCCUGUCCUCCAACGACAUCCUCCAGCGUCUCGGCCACUGUUCCGCCACCUGCAGGUCCUGCGCAACUUCCACGAGCCAGCCUGGAGUCGGCGUCACCAUCUGUCGGCAGGGAACGCCACCCCAAGGGCAAGAGGAAUCGGACCAAGCUAGAAGACAAGGAGAUCCUCGAGAGGGCCUACAAUGAGAACCCGAAGCCCGACAAGGAAGCGCGCCUUGAGAUCGUAAAGCGCGUCUCUCUGAGUGAGAAGGCGGUUCAGAUAUGGUUCCAGAACCGCCGCCAGAACGACCGCCGGAGAUCACGUCUAUUGUCGCCCCAGGUUAUCGAAUCCGUCACGCAGGGCCGCGUCAGGAUCUUGUCAACCGACUACAACGCACAGUUCGAAUUGGAACCCACUUUCACGCCCAGCCAGACCUUGUCCCAGCCUGAGCAAAGCACGGAUUCCUCUGUCCAUUCUGACCCUGCCAGCGCACACUCAGAUGCGGAGCCGGGGGCCUCGCAAGACGUACCAAAGAUCUCGGGGCCUACACAACUCGAACGUCCCAGCGAGCCAAGGCCGAUCCUGUCUCGGUCCUUUUCAGGUCCAACUGGCUACCUGGCCAACCGACGGAAUGCCGCCGGUUUUUCGACCUCGUUUCCUAAUCCUUGCUCCGGUGAUUCUUCCAGGUCCGUUCGUCUGGCCCUUUACGCAAGCUGGCACUUACCAUGUGUAUGUAGAUUCGAGCCGUUCCCAUCCACCUGCCCGCCCGACAUGCAUUUUGGCGCAGGUUCUGCCGGCCCCAUUCAACCCCCGAGCUCCCAGCCGUCCCACUACCGUCUGGCGUUGUCUCUGGAUGGCAAGGCUGAGCUUAUCGACCCAAUGAUCUCACCACAACGCCCAAGAAACCCCCCUGCAUCGGUGGAUCCUUUCUUAAGGCCAGACUCCCGCAGACAGACCGAGUCCUCCCGCUCAUCCCUCUCCGAGUUUACUCGCACUUUGUCUGCAGCUAGGAUCGGCCUGCCGCCUCGUUUGACUCGCGGCCGGUCACUCGACGUCCAAGCCUGGGAAGACUGCUGCGAUCCGGGCAACCGGGAGGACGCGUUGAUUAUGCAAGCCAAGCAUGAGAGCAGCGGCUCGGCCAUCGCAGCUAUUCACCUCGCCAGAUCAACAAGCUCGAUCAGCAGCGGCAGCCCUCUCGACCAGAGCAGCAGCGGCGGGAAGCGCGGUGCUCCCAUGGGCAGGGCGGCCACCCGUCCGGGUAUGACCAAGCGGGCGAAGUUAGCAAGGUCGUCGAGCAGCUGGGGACGAAUCGAGACGGUCUUCACACCCACCCAGAAGCAUAACAUGCAGCGCAUGGCUCCCAAUCUGCACCUCGACAAGCACAAGCCCAACAACGCCACGCUGGCCGGCCUGUCUGGCAACGACUCAGACAAGGAGAACUGGAGCCCGGACGAGAACGGCAACCCCCGCCGCCCAUUCUCCAGCACUUUCACAUCAUCAGGCCGGCGCCUGCUGCCCUCCGGGGCGCCGUCAUCUAAGUACGACCGCCGAAACCCGCGCCGUACGCUCCCGCAGGAACCGCGCGGCAGCUUGUUCUCUCUUAACCGCGCCGCCACCAGCCCGGCAUUUUCUCGCGCCCGGUACCACUACCAACGGGACAAAGCACGUGCCGAAUCUCCGCUGGAGAUCUAUGAAGAUGCCGGCGACGACGGGGACGGCACCGUUGCACCGGACCCGGACAAUCCUGUAGCGGAGGCAGAUGACGACGAGAUCCAGCGCUUCAUGCGCGGCGGCCAAGUCAGCCCCAGCAAGAAGAACGAUGUCGACGCUGCGACGGGCUUGCUUGCGCUCAAACGGUCCAGCUGG